AAGAUAAAAGCUAUGUCUAUAUACAAUAUUCCAAUUAAAAAAAAUACCAAUUAACAUAUGUACAACUUGGUUGGAGCUGUAUAUAUAAAUUAAAGUUAACCAAUGUUGAAUUACUCAUCAAAAGAAAUAAUAAAAAAAGUGAAAGAAAAAUGAAGUUCGAAGUUGAAGUAAUUUCCAAGGAAAUUGUGAAACCAUCUUCUCCAACACCACACCAUCUUCGCCAUUACCAACUAUCCUUUCUCGACCAAGCAAGUCCCAAAACCUACAGUCCUUUAGUCUUCUACUACCCUUUAGAAGACUACGAUCAUGAUUUUACCAAAAUAUCUAACAAGAUUAAGACUUCUUUAUCAGAGGUCUUAACCCUUUAUUACCCUUUAGCUGGCCGAAUCAUGGAUGAUCGAUUCGUCGACUGUAAUGAUCAGGGAGUUUCCUACUCGGUUGCCCGAGUCACCACCCCGAGUCGUCUUUCCGACACACUCAAUAAUCCAAACCUCAAUGAAAUAUGCAACUUCCUUCCUUUUCAACUCUUUCCCAUCACGGAAUUUCUCCUUGGUGUCCAACUCAACAUCUUCCAAUGCGGUGGAAUUGCUGUGAGCUUAUGCAUUUCGCAUAAGCUCGCAGAUGCAUUGUCUUGCAUCUUAUUUGCCAAAACUUGGGUUGCCUUCGCUCGUGGCGAAGGCAAUCAAGUGCCUCAUCCUGAGUUCAUUGCCUCAACUCUCUUUCCUCCAAAAGUUGAACCCGUGUUUGACUUAACUGUUGGGGUCACAAAAGAUAUCUCCUCAAAGAGGUUUCUACUCAAGGCCGAUGUGAUUGAGGAUAUUAGAUCAAAACACAAUUGCAAUGACCAAUCCUCUCCAUCAAAACGAGCCUCGAGAAUCGAGUCCCUAUCGGCUUUCAUAUGGAAUCGUUAUGUGGCUGCGAUCAACGACGAAUUAUUGGAGGGAACUGAGAAAGGAUUCGCAAUGAUUCACGCAGCGAAUAUUCGAACAAGACUUGAACCACAACUAUCUGAAUAUUCCUUUGGAAAUAUUAGUCGGUGUAGCAUUGCAAUCUUAAGUUCAGGAAAAGAGAAGGGUUUCGAGUUGGUGAAGCGAAUUAGAGAAGGUAUAGAAAAGUUGGAUAUGGAGUAUUUGGAUAAAGUUAAAAAGGGAGAAGAUGUGUACAUGGAUUUAUUGCUUGGUUAUGGUGGAGGAAUAAUGAUGAGAGGAGGACAAUACAUAUCUUUAAGCUUUACUAGUUUGUGUAGGUAUCCUAUUUAUGAAGCUGAUUUUGGGUGGGGUAAUCCAGUGUGGGUUAGCUCAGCCACACUGUGUCAUCCUAAUGUGGUAGCUUUUAUGGAUAGUAAAUCUGGGGAUGGAAUUGAAGUGUAUAUUGCAUUGACCAAAGAACAAAUGACUAAGCUUGAAGCUGAUGAGGAGUUUCUCAAAGCCGUUUCUUCAUGA
This is a messenger RNA of Cannabis sativa, 1442 nucleotides long. Its product is annotated as stemmadenine O-acetyltransferase-like. The transcript has a single exon. The record is from RefSeq and is a predicted model, not a curated record. NCBI's taxonomy places the organism in Eukaryota, Viridiplantae, Streptophyta, Magnoliopsida, Rosales, Cannabaceae. Bases 150 to 1442 code for a protein of 430 amino acids.